AUGAUGCAAAAGAAAUAUAAUGAUCGUAUCAAGUUACAAAGUGAAGAAGCAGAAGCGGCACCGCCGGGCAGUGAGAUUUUACACAGUAUGUUUUGGGUUCCGGCAGCCUUACAAGGUCUUAUGCGCGGCACAUUUGUUCACCACGUAAUAGUUGACAACAUUGCUCCUGCUGAUACAGCUAUCUCUAAUAUUCUUGGUGGCUCUGUCAAGCUUUUCACUACCAGGUGUGUUUUAGCAGAGCUGAAAAGACCUGGGAAAUCUUAUGAUGAAUCUCUUGAGGCAGCUAAGCUGCUUAUGAUGGCAAGGUGUGAUCAUGAAAAGAUAAAGAGUGCAGCGGGUUGCAUUCUGGAGAUUAUUCGAGAAAAAAUCCCCGACCACUUUUUUGUUGGUUCUCAGGAGACUGACAUGUUGAAGAAGUUUCACGAGGCAUCGUCUGGUCUUGUCCAUACUAUUCUUGUCCAGAAACGCCAUAUCCGAGCAGAAGCACCAGGGCAUUCUUGCAGAUAA
This is a messenger RNA of Dovyalis caffra, 507 nucleotides long. Lineage: Eukaryota; Viridiplantae; Streptophyta; Magnoliopsida; Malpighiales; Salicaceae. The record is from the annotation of a GenBank genome assembly.